Molecule: messenger RNA, 1059 nt
Organism: Cynara cardunculus var. scolymus (artichoke)
Lineage: Eukaryota; Viridiplantae; Streptophyta; Magnoliopsida; Asterales; Asteraceae
Exons: 6
Coding region: 56-655 (199 amino acids)
Biological process (GO): regulation of chromosome segregation
Source: RefSeq, a predicted model, not a curated record
UAUUUUCAAAGGUUAUAUCGAAACCCUAGGUUGAUCGCUUUGAAAUCUUCCAAAAAUGGCUGAAAUUUCUAGAAAGAUUGAUGUAGACAAGCUGAUUUCAUACAGCGAUGAUCUAGUUCAGUUGUUAAAGGACGAAAAAGACAUCAACGAUUUGAAUCAUUGCGUUGAAAAAACCGACGCACUCCGGUCUCGUUGCCGUUCAGAUCAUGCCGUAGUUCAGAGCUCACUUGAAGAUUAUAUAAAAAAGAUAGACCUAUGCAAGCAAAAAACAGAAGCUGCAAGGGCCGAAGUUGCUUCAGAUGCAGAGGUUGAUUUGCUUCAAAAAGAAUUGGAUGAGGAGCUUCAAAAAGAGACGUUGCUUCAAGAGGAGCUUAGAGCCAUAACCAAUCAAAUUAAAGAUCUUGAAGAGCAAAGGAGUACCAUUGAAGAGAGAAGGCAGGUUCUAAAGAAGCUCAAACAAGAUGAAGUAAAAGCACAAAUGACGCUUUCAAUGUAUGCAUCUGUAACAAGAAUCAUCCCAGACUUGAAUGAUAAGUCCAAGAUAUCUGGGCAUAUCGUUGAUAAAGAGAAGAAAAUGGUUGAAAAAUUAGAGGUGAAUUCCGAGGAGAUGGGUGAUUUUGAUGCAUGUAAUGCAAGCUGGAAGAUGGUAACUUGACGAUAAAAGAUUGAGAAGAUCUGGAUUAUGUAUCAUUAACAGUGCUAGUGGAAGUAAGCGUUGACAGGUAAUUUUGUUGGCCGACAUGGUGUCUUUGACUAUCAUAUCAUGUGGAACAAAAGAUUAGUUCAAGAUAGUAGUCGUGGAUCUCAUCAAUAUUUUAGGUUGUAUUUUUUUCCUUGCACAAGCUGGGGGUCUUCAUAGAAGCAGCCGCUCUAUCCUACUUGGUAAGAUGUUAGGUCUACGUUCAUUUCACCCCUGCCAAACCCUACUUUCGUGUGGGUUUUACUGGGUCGAUUUGGUUUGGUUUGGUUUUUUUUUUCUUGGAUGGAAGUUGUAUCAUUUUGUUUACUUCUAAGUUGCUAAAAUGGUUUGAUAAGAGGAUUGAUGUAAUGAACCCUUGU